CUAAACUAAACCUCGGGAACAUCGGAAAGCCGAGCUCUGCGAUAAAGCGGAGGCUGCUUCUCCCCUCUUCCUCCGCUCCGCUCCGCUCCGCUUAGGGUUUAUCCUCUCCUCUUCUCUUCUCCGAAGCUCGUGAAGAAUCUUCGAGAAUAAAUUCUCUCUCAGGUGCAUAAAUGGCGUCGUUGCAGCUCGGUAGCUCCGGAGCGGCGGCGGCGGCGGCGAAGAGGGGAUUGCCUUCGUUUGAUGGCCUCCGCCUCUCUCCGUCAGCGCUGAUGGCUUCGUCUCCGCUCGGAGUUUGCGGCGUGGGGCUCGACAAGAGGUGCUUCAGGGGACUCGUCGUCAAAGCCGCCACAGUUGUAGCUCCCAAGUAUACUUCCAUCAAGCCUUUGGGGGAUAGGGUACUAGUGAAGAUUAAAUCCUCUGAUGAGAAAACCACAGGAGGAAUAUUGCUUCCGACGACAGCUCAGACUAAACCGCAAGGAGGUGAAGUAGUUGCCGUUGGAGAGGGAAGAACUGUAGGCAAGAACAAAGUAGGAAUCAGUGUUCAGACUGGAGCUCAAGUUGUGUAUUCCAAGUAUGCUGGUACGGAGUUGGAAUUCAAUGGCUCCAAGCAUCUUAUAUUAAAGGAGGAUGACAUAGUGGGUAUACUUGAGACUGACGAUGUGAAAGAUCUAAAGCCCCUCAAUGAUCGUGUUCUAAUUAAGGUUGCAGAAGCUGAGGAAAAAACUGCUGGUGGUUUGCUUCUCACUGAGGCAGCCAAGGAAAAGCCUUCCACGGGGACUGUGAUAGCGGUCGGGCCUGGUCCUUUGGAUGAGGAAGGCAACAGGAAACCUUUGACAGUCACUCCAGGAAGCACGGUUCUGUACUCCAAGUAUGCUGGAAAUGAGUUCAAGGGCGCAGAUGGCUCGGAGUAUAUCGCUUUGAGGGCAUCUGAUGUAAUGGCUGUUCUUUCUUGAGCCUUUCUUCGGAGUCGGAUUUAUAGGGUAGGGUUUUUGUGCGAGCGCUCAAAAAUUGGCAAGCAUGUAUAAAGGAAAUACUUGUUUAGUGAAGUCUGAAGCUUUACUGAAUGUUGUUCUGGCUGUUGUAGUUGGUUUCAUGAGCAAUGCAUAAACAAAUAUUUUGCUGAUAUCAAGUCGCUUAGGUCUUUGGUGA
Ananas comosus (pineapple) is the source of this 1149-nucleotide messenger RNA. Its product is annotated as 20 kDa chaperonin, chloroplastic-like. The record is from RefSeq and is a predicted model, not a curated record. Gene Ontology annotation, molecular function: transition metal ion binding; protein folding chaperone; ATP binding. The transcript has 6 exons. Gene Ontology annotation, cellular component: chloroplast; mitochondrial matrix. The coding region runs from base 171 to 953 and encodes 260 amino acids. Gene Ontology annotation, biological process: positive regulation of superoxide dismutase activity. Lineage: Eukaryota; Viridiplantae; Streptophyta; Magnoliopsida; Poales; Bromeliaceae.